AACCCUCAUUUAUGGUCACCUCCGCCCCUCCUUUCCCCUUUCGCUAUUUAAUAAAAUAUUUCCGAUCUUAUUUUCAUUUUCUUCUUAAUUUACACACACUUUAUGCACAGCCCAGCUAAUGUGCGUGUAUAAAACAAAGUAUCCCGUUUCGUAAAUCUUCUCACCUGCCCACCCUCUUCGAAAUCUGGGAAAUGGAAAUCCUGAGUCGGGGGUACUGGAAGAAGAGAGGGUACGAGAGAUUGAAUGGGUCGCGUCGAAGGAGGACGACGACUAGGAUCCAGAUUGAUUCGACCCGGAAGAAGCGGUUCUGGCGGAUCAAGAUCGUGCCGAAGCUGAGGGUGUUCAAGACGGCGUCGCCGAAGAAGUUUCUGGUUUGGCUCCGGGAUGCUUACGUGAAUAUGAUGCUGAGAUUGGCGAACUCGCGGGUGAUGACGUCGAGUUACACCGGGGUGGUGCCCGACGGAUUUACCGCGUUCAGGCGGGGCCCGUUGAAGGAGUACGACGAGAAGACGAUCAUUGAGAUCUACAAGUCGCUGGUGCUGGCGCAAGGGCACUUGAUGCCCCGCGACGCAGCGAAGCUGGGCUCCCAGGCGCUCUGCCGCAUUAGGUGAUUAAUUAAUUAAACGGUUAAUAUUUUAUUAAUCGUCGGGUUAAAUGUUCCGGGAGACUAAUCGAAGAGAAGAGAUUAAGCCGUUUGAUUAAUUAAUUAAUUAAUUAAUUAACUCUCGCAGCGAUGUUAAAUCUAGAAAACAAAUAACAUAAAAUUAUGUAGUCUAUAGGGUGGUUAAUUUUUAAGCUUGUAAUGUUUGUUUAUGUAAUUCAGUAAUUGUAAUUUAACUGUUUUAAAUUUCAGUAUA
Molecule: messenger RNA, 857 nt
Organism: Carica papaya (papaya)
Lineage: Eukaryota; Viridiplantae; Streptophyta; Magnoliopsida; Brassicales; Caricaceae
Source: RefSeq, a predicted model, not a curated record